Molecule: messenger RNA, 891 nt
Organism: Cynara cardunculus var. scolymus (artichoke)
Lineage: Eukaryota; Viridiplantae; Streptophyta; Magnoliopsida; Asterales; Asteraceae
Product: protein THYLAKOID ASSEMBLY 8-like, chloroplastic
Exons: 4
Coding region: 63-740 (225 amino acids)
Biological process (GO): Group II intron splicing; chloroplast organization
Molecular function (GO): protein binding; RNA binding
Source: RefSeq, a predicted model, not a curated record
CGCUGCUUCACGAAUUCCAGUGUAAAUUUGAAGAUGAGCAUGGCAACAAGAGAGGGAGUUCAAUGAGAAUAACAAUGAGAGACAGAGGCAAGAACAGGAAACCCUUGCAGAAAGGCCGAAAUCUAAGCAUAGAGGCCAUCCAAACAAUUCAAGCACUGAAACGAGCACCUAAAUUUUCAGACAAGCAACAACAGGUCAUCCAUUCCAAGUUUACUAGAUUACUCAAGUUUGAUAUGAUGGCCAUCCUUCGUGAACUCCUCCGCCAAGAUCAUUCCCUCCUCGCCCUUAUGGUUUUUGCAGAGAUUCAAAAGGAACAUUGGUAUAAACCGGAGGUAUCAUUAUAUGCUGAAAUAAUCUUGGUCUUGGCUAGGAACAGCUUGUAUGAUAAGGUUGAUAUGAUUUUUGUUGAAUUGAAAAGCGAAAAGGGUAGAUUAGAGGGUAAGACAGAGGGGUUUAAUGCGUUGUUGGAAAAUUUGAUGAGUUACAACAUGACUGGACUUGCCAUGGAUUGCUUCGAGUUGAUGAAAGAGAUUGAUUGUGAGCCUGAUAGAUCAACGUUUAAAUUAUUAGUCGCCCAUUUAGAAUCAAAAGGAGAAACCGGGCUUUCUGAAGGUAUUAAGCAAGAAGCUCGUAAAUAUUAUGGUGAUUCCCUCGACUUCUUAGAUGAACAAGAAGAUACGGUGACAGCUAAGCUUCAUUCAUCGAUAGAAAGUGCUGAUUGUCGUUUUGGUUAUGUUUGAUGCCUUUUAAGCUUAAUCUAUUGGUACAUCAAACAUACAUAUCCACAAAGACACCUUUUCUUAUCAUGAAAAAUCUACUUGAUCCAAAUGUUUAAUGUUGAUCAUGUCAUAUAGUAAUCACUCGAAGAGUGGUAGUCAUCUAAACAUGGAU